AUGAGGCCCUCCCUGUUCGUGUACCCCGAGGAGUCCCUAAUAAAUGGGAGCUCAACCCUAUUCAGUGCUCUACUCACCAAGUGUCUGGAGAAGGAGGUCGUGGCAGUGUGCAGAUACACACCCUGCCAGAAUAUCCCCCCUUGUUCUGUGGCCUUGAUGCCACAGGAAGAGGAGCUGGAUGACCAGAAAAUUCAGGUGACUCCCCCAGGCUUCCAGCUCAUCUCCUUGCCCUAUGCUGAUGACAAACGGAAGGUGCCCUUUACUGAAAAAGUCAUGGCAAACCCAGAGCAGGUAGACAAGGUGAAGGCUAUUGUUCAGAAGCUCCGCUUCAAGUACAGAAGUGACAACUUUGAGAACCCAGUGCUGCAGCAGCACUUUAGGAACAUGGAGGCCUUGGCUUUAGAUUUGAUGGAGCCUGAACAAGCCAUGGAUCUGACACUGCCCAAGGUUGAAGUAAUGGACAAAAGACUGGGCUCCCUGGUGGAUGAGUUUAAGGAACUUGUCUACCCCCAUUACAAUCCUGAGGAAGAAGUUCUCAAGCGAAAACAAGAUGAUGAAAGUUCUGGAAGCAAAAGGCCCAAGGUGGAGUUAUCUGAAGAGGAGCUAAAGGCUCAUGUCAGCAAGGGCACACUGGGUAAGCUCACUGUGCCCACACUGAAGGAAGCCUGCAAGGUGUAUGGACUGAAGAGUGGGACAAAGAAGCAGGAGCUGCUGGAUGCUCUCACCAAGCGCUUCCAGAAGGCCUGA
Molecule: messenger RNA, 747 nt
Organism: Physeter macrocephalus (sperm whale)
Lineage: Eukaryota; Metazoa; Chordata; Mammalia; Artiodactyla; Physeteridae
Product: X-ray repair cross-complementing protein 6-like
Biological process (GO): telomere maintenance; double-strand break repair via nonhomologous end joining
Cellular component (GO): Ku70:Ku80 complex; nucleus
Molecular function (GO): damaged DNA binding; DNA helicase activity; telomeric repeat DNA binding
Source: RefSeq, a predicted model, not a curated record